Messenger RNA from Sander lucioperca (pikeperch), 1239 nucleotides. RefSeq lists its product as uncharacterized. Gene Ontology annotation, molecular function: sequence-specific DNA binding. Lineage: Eukaryota; Metazoa; Chordata; Actinopteri; Perciformes; Percidae. The record is from RefSeq and is a predicted model, not a curated record. The transcript is spliced from 5 exons. Bases 239 to 1111 code for a protein of 290 amino acids.
AAUUAUUUGCAAAUUUUUUUGUAUCCAUAAAAUACGUUGUAAAAGUCUGCAGGGCGAGAGUCUAGUUUUCACGAGUUAACAUGUAGCUAAUGCUAAUGUAUUGUUUUCUUGUUUUCACACCGCGUAAGUAGCUAGUUAGCUUAAAGUAAUGAUUAAAAUCCCCAGCUGAGCUUCACAGCCAGCCAAGCUAUCUUGACGUUUGCUAAAUUUAGCUUUGCUGUUUGCUUUAACCUCCGCGAUGGGUGGCUGCUCCGCUCCAAAUUGCUCCAAUUCAACCAGCAUAGGCAAACAGCUGUUUAGGUUCCCCAAAGACCCCAUCCGUAUGAAGAAAUGGGUGGUGAACUGUCGACGUGACUUCGAACCAACUCCUCACUCCAGACUAUGCCAGGACCAUUUUGAGCAGAGCCAGUUUGAGGAGAUAGCGAGAUCUUCAGCUGGGGGAAAGAAGCUGAAGCCCAAUGCCAUCCCCACUCUGUUCAGUUUGGGAGAACCUGCUUACCGAGUAAUCCCUUAUCCAUACAACUUGCUGCCCAUAAAACGUGAACCAGUGGAGAAGGAGCUGAAGCUCGGGGACCAUGGGUAUGCCAGACGCACCCGUCUGCCCGGCACAGUAGAGGAGGAUGCAGACAGGACUGCAGAGGACCGGCAGCCUUGCACACAGUGCCAUCUCCUCAAGAAACAGCUGGAGCAGGAGAUGCAGCACACUGCAAGGCUACAGAAGGAGGCAGAGGAGAUGAAGAAGCGCCUGUAUCGGCUCGACAGGAUCGAGAAGGGUCUCCGGAACUUUCUGUACGAGGACCAGAUCCGUGCCCUGUCCCUCACCAAACGCUCCCGACGGGCUGUCUGGUCUCCAGAGACCAUCCUGAAGGCCCGUAAGAUCCGCCGUGAGAUUGGCACAAAAGGCUACGAGUACAUGAGAGAGCUAGGAUACCCUUUGCCCUCCUACAGGACUUUAUGUAACCGCCUGGAGACUAAGAUAAUGGUGACGACCGACAUGAGCCGGGAGGAGCUGGCGGAGCUGGGCCUGGGGCUCAUGGCCACCUGUGACAGUCCCACAGCAGGUGUUGGGGUCAACGAUGAUGAGGAGGAACUCAUGGGUGUUUUGUCCUGAUCGUUGAGUUUGCAUGACUUACUGACUCUAACCAGGGGAAGAAUGUGCAAAAUUUGCUGUGUAUGCAGAUAUGACUCUUAUCUACGAAAGACUUUAAGCGUCAGUAUAAAUGUAUGCCUCGCUUGACA